This is a messenger RNA of Sebastes umbrosus (honeycomb rockfish), 2552 nucleotides long. Its product is annotated as tripartite motif-containing protein 16-like. The record is from RefSeq and is a predicted model, not a curated record. NCBI's taxonomy places the organism in Eukaryota, Metazoa, Chordata, Actinopteri, Perciformes, Sebastidae. The transcript has a single exon. Bases 792 to 2453 code for a protein of 553 amino acids. Gene Ontology annotation, molecular function: protein binding; zinc ion binding.
AGGUGAGAGACAGGUUACAUAAAUGCUAGAGAAGAGGGGUGGUGUGUGUGUGUGUGUGUGAGUGAGAGAGAUUGCAGCCUUAAUCAGAGCAGAACUUGCACAAGCGCCUCUCCAUUUUGGCCACGAUUCAUUUCCUGUGCUUGCAUUGAUUUUAAAGAGCUAUUAAUAUGACAUAUUGUAGAAAUAUGAAGAGUGCGAGUGGAUGUGAUGUGCAUCAGUGGUUGUUUGUGACAGUCAGGGCCACAGCUGGUGGCUGAGAGUAAAAAAGCUUCCAAUCAAAAAGGCACCCGCUGUCCCUCAUCUCCACCCUAGACUCACAGCAGCCCAAUUAGACCGGCCCGUCUGGUGCACAGACAGACAGUCUGUCGCAAACGAGCUCCUCCAUGCAUCAGCCAAACAUCGAAAUAAAUCCUGUAUACAUGUUAUUGAGCUCUGUCAUGUAGGUGAUUUAGAUUAAAUUGUUCAGGUAAACACAGGGUUUUAAAAAGACAUUCUGUGAAAAUGUAGCCAAGCCAAGCCAAGCCUACCCUGAAAAAAAAAAAACACACACAUGGAUGAUGGCGCAAGCUGAACGGAGAGGGGGGCGGAGGUUUGGGCUCUCCAAAUGCCAUCCCAGUUUCCUUGUUCUCUCCCCUUCAGAUCUAAAUUUUGAAGAUGGGUGUAACCAACAUGGUGGUGCAGUGAGAGCUGACCAGGCCCCAUCCACUGCACAUGUUGUUUAGAUCAGAGCUCAAACUAGUUUCACUUCUCAGGAAGAGAGACUCAGACGGGCGUCGUCUCUGAGAGGUGGAAUGGCGGAGAAAGGAGUUCAGCUGGACCGGGAAGCAAUCUCUUGUUCCAUCUGUCUGGAUAUACUGAAGGAUCCGGUGACUACUCCCUGUGGACACAGCUACUGCAUGAACUGUAUUAAAGCCCACUGGGAUGGAGAGAAUCAGAGGCAAAUGCACAGCUGCCCUCAGUGUAGGCAGACCUUCACACCAAGGCCUGUCCUGAUGAAAAACACCAUGUUGGCAGAUUUAGUGGAGGAACUGAAGAAGACUGGACUCCAAGCUGCUCUUGCUGAUCACUGCUAUGCUGGACCUGAGGAUGUGGCCUGUGAUUUCUGCACUGGGAGGAAACUGAAAGCCUUCAAGUCCUGUCUGGUAUGUCUGGCCUCUUACUGUGAGAAACACCUCCAGCCUCAUAAUGAUGUGGCUCCAUUAAAGAAACACAAGCUGGUGGAGCCCUGCAAGAAUCUCGAGGAGAACAUCUGCUCUCGUCACCACGAGGUGAUGAAGAUGUUCUGUCGUACUGAUCAGCAGUGUAUCUGUUAUCUCUGCUCUUUGGAUGAACAUAAAGGCCACGACGCCGUCUCAGCUGCAGCAGAAAGGACUGAGAGGCAGAGAGGGCUGAAGGUGAGUCUACUCAACAUCCAGAAGAGGAUUCAGCACAGAGAGAAAGAUGUGAAGCUGCUCCAACGCGAGGUAGAGGCUGUCAAUCACUCUGCUGAUAAAGCAGUGGAGGACAGUGAGAAGAUCUUCACCGAGCUGAUCCGUCUGGUUGAGGAAAGAAGCUGUGAUGUGAAAAAGCAGGUCAGAUCCAAACAGGAAACCGAAGUGAGACGAUUCAAAGAGCUUCAGGAGAAGCUGGAGCGAGAGAUCACUGAGCUGAAGAGGAGGGACGCUGAGCUGAAGCUGCUGUCACAUACAGAGGAUCACAACCAGUUUCUACACAGCUACCCCUCACUGUCAACGCUCAGCGGGUCUACAUCCAGAAUCAAUAUCCGUCCUCGGUGCUGCUUUGAGAAUGUGGCGGCGGCUGUGUCAGAAGUCAGAGAUAAACUACAGGACGUUCUGAGAGAGAAAUUGACAAACGUCUCUCUGGCAGGGACUGAAGUGUAUGUUUCACUGUCACAACCAGAGCCCAAGACCAAAGCUGGAUUCUUACGGUAUUCACAAUAUAUCACACUGGAUCCAAACACAGCAAACACACAUCUGUUAUUAUCUGAGGGGAACAGAAAAGCAACAAUGACAAAAUAUCAGUCUUAUUCUAGUCACCCAGACAGAUUCACUGAUUGGGAACAGGUCCUGAGUAGAGAGAGUCUGACUGGACGUUGUUACUGGGAGGUGGAGUGGAGAGAUGGAGUUACUGUAGCAGUCGCAUACAAGAAUAUCAGCAGAGAAGGGGGGUCGUAUGAAUGUAGAUUUGGAUUCAAUGACAAAUCUUGGGCGUUAUAUUGUGACGAUAAUAGUUAUAUAUUUCGGUACAACAAUGUUAGAACUCCCUUCUCAGGUCCUCAGUCCUCCAGAGUAGGAGUGUACCUGGAUCACAGUGCAGGUAUUCUGUCCUUCUACAGCGUCUCUGAAACCAUGACUCUCCUCCACAGAGUCCAGACCACAUUCACUCAGCCUCUCUAUGCUGGAUUUCGGCUUUAUUGUGAUGGAGGCACUGCUGAGUUGUGGCAACUCAAAUAGACAGAAGUCAUUUAAAAAGGGACUGUAUGUAAGUUUUUACAAAUAUAAACGCUUUUUUAAUAGUUGUUUUUAUAGCCAAUGUGUGAACAGGUUGUAACC